AUGGAGGGGGAAGAUGACAGCUCACGCGCAAUUCCUGGGGCUUCGCUUGGAGGCCUCCCGACACCGGCCUCCAGGGCCAGUUUUCGCUUGGGGAGCGUCUUCAAUGGGCAGGAAAUUGGGUGGGACGAUGCAAUCGCGACGAGGAGGCGUGAAGAGGUGCGGGAAUGGGAGUCUCAAGGACCUGGCCCAGUGACGGAGGAGCAAGGAACACGGGGAAAGGAGAAGGACCCGGAUUGGAGGCUGGCUCCGGGGGAGGCGGCCGGCACGAGUGGGGGAUCGGGUGAUGAGGGUUGGGGAGGGAGAGGAGGGGGCCAGGCUGGUGGCAGUGGCGCGCGUGGCAGCGGUGCAGCAGCAAAGAGGCCACGCACGAGUGGGCCUGUGGGGUCGGGAGCUGGAGGGGCCGGGCCGGCGUCGAAUGCGCAGCCGCAGGGGGCAGCCGCGGGUGGUUCUGAUGGGUCGGGCGCAGCAGGGGCAGGUACCUCCGCCGCUGCGGCAGGUGGUGCACCUGUGGGUGGGUCUGCGGGGGCUGGAGCUGCUGCUGUGAUUGGGGGCCAGAGGUGCGACAGGGCGGGCAGGACCCCUACCGACGAGGAGCUGGACCCAUGGACUGAGGAGGUGCUUAGGAAUGCAGAACCCGGGCUGGUUCGUGGCAUGUUCAGUGAGAAGGAUGUGAAAGAAGCUAGGACUUGCAAGAUUUGCAAGAAGAAGAUUAGCUGGAAAGGUAGUUGCACGAGCACGGGGAAGAGACACCUCAAGAGGAGCCACUACCCCAGUCUGCAGAUCUGGUGUCGGCGUUUCAAGGAUCCAAACAAGCCAGACAACCUGACGUUUCCCGAUGGGGGAUGGGGUCCGGAUGUCCCCGACCAGACAGCGUGGCCUUGGGAGCAUGCAGCCACGUGGCCCAGGAUUGUACAGACACCAGACAGCGCAGUGACUGGCGGAGCCGAGGCUGGUGGGAGUAGGCAGAUGAGCAUGGCCGCAUUCGUCACGCCGCGUGUUCAUGGCCAGCAGCUGCGCGAGGGAUUGGUGCAGCUAUUUGCGGCAGCUGACCUUCCGUUUCGACUUGUUGAGUGUCGCGAGUUCAAAGCAUUUGUCCAGAUGCUGAACCCGGGAGCUGCGCUACUGCUCGGCUCACGCCAUCGCUUGGCACGGGACAUGCAGGCAUACGGGGAGGCUGCUAGGGAGGACAUGCGGCAGCUACUGGUGGGUGAUGGCCUGGCGGGAAGGAUGUCCCUCACCUUUGACAUCUGGACCGGUGAGAACAACGUGGCCUUCAUGGGGGUGACUGCCCACUAUGUCACCAGCGAUUUCCAGCUGAAACAGGCUGUUAUAGACUUCAGGGAGCUUAAGGGCUCUCAUACGGGGGACUUGAUAGCCGAUGAGCUGGAGGAGGUGUUGAGGGAGUGGGGCUUGGAGAAGAUGCUGUUCGCCGUGACGUGUGACAACGCCGAGAACAACAGCAGGGCGAUGCGUCUGCUGGCCGGUGUACCUGACGCCAGGCCGGGCUCACGGCCCAGGCACCCACCACUGCUCAGUCGCUGGAGGCACUUCAGGUGCGUGGCGCACGUCGUCAACCUUGCAGUGCAAGCUGCACUGAAGGUUGACGAGGUGGCCGAGCCACUCAAGAGGCUGCGAGACGUGGCGAAUUAUAUCGGCUGGUCCACACUGCGCACAGAUCGUUUCUUCGAGCUCCAGAAGGGAUACGCGGCGACCCGGCCCCAGGGUCCUCCGGGUUCUCGGCGACCAUCGGGUCCGUUGCGUUUGAUCGUGGACUGCCUAACGAGAUGGGGUUCUACACUCCACAUGGUGAACAGGGGCUUCGAGCUGCGCAUGCCCAUUGCCAUGUUUUUCGACGAUUCAGAUGUACUCCCACCAUCCCAUGCAUGUGCCACCAUCCCAUGCAUGUGCCACCAUCCCAUGCUAGUCCCAUCAUCCCAUGCAUGUGCCACCAUCCCAUGCAUGUCCCAUCAUCCCAUGCAUGUCCCAUCAUCCCAUGCAUGUGCCACCAUCCCAUGCAUGUCCCAUCAUCCCAUGCAUGUGCCACCAUCCCAUGCAUGUGCCACCAUCCCAUGCAUGUGCCACCAUCCCAUGCAUGUGCCACCAUCCCAUGCAUGUGCCACCAUCCCAUGCAUGUGCCACCAUCCCAUGCAUGUGCCACCAUCCCAUGCAUGUGCCACCAUCCCAUGCAUGUGCCACCAUCCCAUGCAUGUGCCACCAUCCCAUGCAUGCCCCAUCAUCCCAUGCAUGUGCCACCAUCCCAUGCAUGUGCCACCAUCCCAUGCAUGUGCCACCAUCCCAUGCAUGUGCCACCAUCCCAUGCAUGUGCCACCAUCCCAUGCAUGUGCCACCAUCCCAUGCAUGUGCCACCAUCCCAUGCAUGUGCCACCAUCCCAUGCAUGUGCCACCAUCCCAUGCAUGUGCCACCAUCCCAUGCAUGUGCCACCAUCCCAUGCAUGUGCCACCAUCCCAUGCAUGUGCCACCAUCCCAUGCAUGUGCCACCAUCCCAUGCAUGUGCCACCAUCCCAUGCAUGUGCCACCAUCCCAUGCAUGUCCCACCAUCCCAUGCAUGUGCCACCAUCCCAUGCAUGUGCCACCAUCCCAUGCAUGUGCCACCAUCCCAUGCAUGUGCCACCAUCCCAUGCAUGUGCCACCAUCCCAUGCAUGUGCCACCAUCCCAUGCAUGUGCCACCAUCCCAUGCAUGUCCCACCAUCCCAUGCAUGUGCCACCAUCCCAUGCAUGUGCCACCAUCCCAUGCAUGUGCCACCAUCCCAUGCAUGUGCCACCAUCCCAUGCAUGUGCCACCAUCCCAUGCAUGUGCCACCAUCCCAUGCAUGUGCCACCAUCCCAUGCAUGUGCCACCAUCCCAUGCAUGUGCCACCAUCCCAUGCAUGUGCCACCAUCCCAUGCAUGUGCCACCAUCCCAUGCAUGUGCCACCAUCCCAUGCAUGUGCCACCAUCCCAUGCAUGUGCCACCAUCCCAUGCAUGUGCCACCAUCCCAUGCAUGUGCCACCAUCCCAUGCAUGUGCCACCAUCCCAUGCAUGUGCCACCAUCCCAUGCAUGUGCCACCAUCCCAUGCAUGUGCCACCAUCCCAUGCAUGUGCCACCAUCCCAUGCAUGUGCCACCAUCCCAUGCAUGUGCCACCAUCCCAUGCAUGUGCCACCAUCCCAUGCAUGUGCCACCAUCCCAUGCAUGUGCCACCAUCCCAUGCAUGUGCCACCAUCCCAUGCAUGUGCCACCAUCCCAUGCAUGUGCCACCAUCCCAUGCAUGUGCCACCAUCCCAUGCAUGUGCCACCAUCCCAUGCAUGUGCCACCAUCCCAUGCAUGUGCCACCAUCCCAUGCAUGUGCCACCAUCCCAUGCAUGUGCCACCAUCCCAUGCAUGUGCCACCAUCCCAUGCAUGUGCCACCAUCCCAUGCAUGUGCCACCAUCCCAUGCAUGUGCCACCAUCCCAUGCAUGUGCCACCAUCCCAUGCAUGUGCCACCAUCCCAUGCAUGUGCCACCAUCCCAUGCAUGUGCCACCAUCCCAUGCAUGUGCCACCAUCCCAUGCAUGUGCCACCAUCCCAUGCAUGUGCCACCAUCCCAUGCAUGUGCCACCAUCCCAUGCAUGUGCCACCAUCCCAUGCAUGUGCCACCAUCCCAUGCAUGUGCCACCAUCCCAUGCAUGUGCCACCAUCCCAUGCAUGUGCCACCAUCCCAUGCAUGUGCCACCAUCCCAUGCAUGUGCCACCAUCCCAUGCAUGUGCCACCAUCCCAUGCAUGUGCCACCAUCCCAUGCAUGUGCCACCAUCCCAUGCAUGUGCCACCAUCCCAUGCAUGUGCCACCAUCCCAUGCAUGUGCCACCAUCCCAUGCUGUGCCUCCAUCUUUACAACCCAUGUGACCCAUACCAGCCAUCCAUCAGCAAGGAGACUAAGAAGGCGUGGGACGCCAUCAGGUUGACGGAUGCGCACUGGGACGACCUCGCCGAGCUCCGAGGCUUCCUCACCCCAUUCGAGCAAGUCACCCUCUUCGCCGAGGGUUCCCUGUACCCUACCCUCUCAGCCGUAGUACCGCAGUACAACGCGCUGAUUGAUCUGCAGGAGAAGGCACAGCUCACUCCUGGCAUCUCCCCUCUGCGCUCAUCGCUGAUCACUGCUGCUCUGAGCAAGCUGGAGCGACACAUGGGGGGUGUGAGCGAGGAGGCAGCGAUAGCCACUUUCUUGGACCCGAGCCAGAAGCUCGCACCCUUCAAGCACCGAGCCAGGGCAGCAGAGGGGAAUUCGAGAGGGGCAACACUGGAGCUAGGCCCUGAUAGGGUGAAGGCCCUGGUACGGGCGCGCCUUCCAGAGUACCAGGCAGCCAGCACCACGGCGCUGGGAGAUGGUGGGGAGGUGACUAGUGCGAGGGGUGCAGGGGUGCAUGCGUCGGCAGGGGGUGGGGCUGUGGAUGCAUCGGCAAAUGUCAGCCUCCAGCCUCAGUUGUUCGCUGCGUGGGACGCCAUGGAGGCCGAAGAGGGGGAGGAUCCACAGGAUGAGGUGGAUCAGUACCUCGCAGAGGGGAGGCAGAGGGGUGGAAGCGCAUUGGAGUAUUGGCGCAGCAGGGAGACACUGAAGGGCUUGAGGGCGAUGGCUAAAGAUUAUCUGGGGGUACCGGCUUCGUCAGCAGCGAGUGAGCGCGCAUUCUCACAGAGCAGGAACAUCAUUACUUGGCAGCGACACCGACUGGCAGCUGGCCAAGUGCGUGCUUCCAUGCUGAUUAAGACGUGGCAGGACCACCACCCUUCGGGGACUCUCGCUCCCAGGGGCACCUCAACGGCCAAUCCCACCCUGGGAGUGGAGGAUGAAUCGAGGGGGUUGUGA
Closterium sp. Naga37s-1 is the source of this 4845-nucleotide messenger RNA. The record is from the annotation of a GenBank genome assembly. NCBI's taxonomy places the organism in Eukaryota, Viridiplantae, Streptophyta, Zygnematophyceae, Desmidiales, Closteriaceae.